This is a messenger RNA of Dendronephthya gigantea, 1395 nucleotides long. Its product is annotated as 3-hydroxyisobutyryl-CoA hydrolase, mitochondrial-like. The record is from RefSeq and is a predicted model, not a curated record. Gene Ontology annotation, cellular component: mitochondrion. Gene Ontology annotation, biological process: L-valine catabolic process. Gene Ontology annotation, molecular function: 3-hydroxyisobutyryl-CoA hydrolase activity. Lineage: Eukaryota; Metazoa; Cnidaria; Anthozoa; Malacalcyonacea; Nephtheidae.
AGUACUAAAUAUUGUACUUUGAACCUGCACGCUCCAGAGGAAAAAUCUAUUUACAAUCUUUGUCCUAGUCAUGUGGAACAGAGUUCUUAUGUCGAGCAGGAAUGCCGCUGGCCGAAGAGUUAAUAUGAUCACCAACCACAUUAGGAUGCUCUCAAAUAGUUCUGAAGAUGUCCUACUGGAAGUAAAAGGAAGUGUUGGCUUGAUUACACUCAAUCGCCCAAAGGCACUGAACUCAUUAGAUUUGGGAAUGGUUCGCAAGAUACACCCUGCAUUGAUGGAUUGGGAGAGAGAUGAAAAUAUUGGAGCAAUUGUCAUAAAAGGUGCCGGUGAUAAGGCUUUCUGCGGGGGAGACGUCAGAGCUGUUGCUGAAGAGGGCAUUUCUGGAACUGGUGGAACAUUGCGACGCGAUUUCUUUAAAGAAGAGUACCAACUUAACAAUGCUAUUGGCACUUUAAAGACUCCUUACGUUGCUCUCAUUGAUGGAAUUACUAUGGGAGGGGGUGUUGGCCUCUCAGUCCAUGGUCAUUUUAGGGUUGGCACAGAAAGAACGUUGUUUGCAAUGCCUGAAACUGCCAUAGGCUUCUUCCCAGAUGUCGGAGGUAGUUUUUUCUUACCAAAGCUCCAAGGCGAACUUGGUACAUUCUUGGCAUUAACUGGAGAGCGUUUGAGAGGUUACGACGUUCACCAUGCUGGUGUUGCAACGCAUUACGUCUCAUCAGACAAGAUUUCCGAGUUGGAGGAGAGCAUGCUAGCCAUGGAAAGACCGACACUGAAAACGAUCCUUGAAAUGAUCGAAAAAUAUCACAAAGAGAGUGUGUCAAAGAUAACAACAGAUUUCUCAUUAUCUCCAUAUUUGGAAAUCAUUAACAGAUGUUUUGCUAAGGAAUCUAUGGAGGACAUUUUGUAUGAAUUAGAAAAGGAAGGAACGGAUUGGGCAAUGUCUAAAAUAGAUACAAUUAACAGUAUGUCGCCGACAUCAUUGAAAGUAACCUUAAAACAUGUUAGAGAGGGAGCAAAAUUACGAACUCUAUUUGAAUGUUUGAUAAUGGAAUAUCGCCUUUCUCAGCGAUUUAUGAAUGACAAGGAUUUCUAUGAAGGUAUUCGCGCCGUCCUAAUUGACAAAGAUCAACAGCCAAAGUGGAAUCCCAGCACAUUACGCGCUGUCACCACAGAGAAAGUCGAUUCAUACUUUGCCAAUUUGGGAGAAAAUGAAUUGGAAUUUUGAGGUAGAGAAACAGAACAUCAAAAUAUAAAUAAAUGUGCAUAUUAUCAACAUGUACAUGCAUGCGAAAUUUUACUUAAAUUGAAGCUAGUGUGAUAUCAACAGUGUCAUAACUUCAUGUAAUACUUCACAAGACAAAUAUAUUUUAAUCACAAGGAUUUUGUCAAAUUUGA